AUGGCUGGCCCAGAUUGUGGUCCUCCUCGCCGGAGCCACACCAAGUCCCGCAAGGGUUGCGAUACGUGCAAACGGCGACGCAUCCGAUGCGACGAAAGCUUCCCCCAAUGCCGUAAUUGUACUAAGCACAAGAUUCGCUGCCCGUACAAUGACGUCCAAGUCUUCGAUGCUGAUCGAUCCAUGACCCGUGACAAACCAGAUUUGAUGUGGACGCCCCAGAUCGAAGCUGCAAUCAACGACUGGCGAACAACGGGCGUUUUCCCCUUCCCUAGCUUUGGCCUCUAUCCAGCUCCCUUGCUUCACCUAUACUCCCUUGAGGACUUGCGAUUGAUCUAUCACGUCGCCGCUUUGUAUUAUCAACUGGCCACCAUUGACGCCAAUAAAUUUACUCUCUGGACCCAACAUAUCCCCACCCUGCUCCGAAUCGGUGCGACAACUCCCUAUGUUAUGCAUGCCCUUCUUGCCUUUUCUGCCAUGCACAUCGCUUUCCUCACCGACUGUCCCCUAGUCGAUAGCAUGGCCUAUGAGCACAGGGGCAUUGCCCUGAAGGCUUUGCAGGAUGCCAUCAGCACCUUUUCCAGAGAAACGUCGGAUGCUAUUUUGGCAGCAUCCCUUGUUCUCUCCUGGCAAGCCACCGAUUGGCGCAGCUGGACUCAACUGAUGCAGGGAACCUCAUCGGUUAUCGAUGCCAUGGAUCCCUGGAAGCACGAGUCGCAAUUUGGGGACUUCAUUGCUGAGAGCAGCACCUUUCCUACCACACCGCCCUCGCCAGGACAGGACCAUCGACCCAGCCAGCCUCGACCUGAGGACCUCGAGGCUUAUCAGCGGACGCUAGAACAGAUCCAAAAGGUGGAAUCGCACCUCAAGCACCACAAAGAGGAGCCAACGCAGAUCCAACAUCUCAUUAGGUUUCUCCGGGGCUCUCGCAAGACCAGUCCCACGCUCUCGAUUGCCCAGCAGUUUGAGCGGUUGCAGCCGCUGAGGACAUGGCUUUUCUGGAUGCCCGUAGGCUACCUCCAGAACUAUCACGGUUCCCCUAACUCCCUGGUUGUCAUUGCCCACUUGUACACUAUGGCCCUUCUGAUGGAACGCCUCUUCCCUGAGAUUGGCGCUGCCUACUUCGGUAGUCUGGCCAUCGGGUCCGUUGAGGAAAUUGCUCGACGGCUCAUGUCAAUCAGCGUUUCAAGCAAUGCCAAGGGUGAACUCCAGAUCCCUUUGACGCUCAUGGAGUUCCCCAUCGACACCGUCAGCGAGUUCCGAUCGCGAAUGAGCUGGAUCCAACCGGAGGCGACUCCUUCGCUCCCGCAGUUCAACCCUCCUAACUUCUCCAUCCAUGAGGAGGUGCCGAUACCCGCUACCACGGAAUCCUACAUGCCGUCCGGAAACCCUGCCUUCAGCUACAGCACUGGAGAGAUGCCGAUGCUCAACACGUCUCGACCCCCUGCCCACAGUUCCGUGAGCCCAUUGGCUCUCUCGUCCCCGUUCCAGAGCCGGCAGUACAUCAACAUCCCAUCUACGGCAUAUGCAGGCGCCCACAGCCCAGCAUUGUCAACUUUCGAGGGUUCGUUCGCAUAUAGCGACACAGAAGAAUGCGGAUCGUAUGACAUGAGUGGCAUGCAAGGCUCUCCCGCCUUGAUGAACGAUCCACACUGCAAUUUUGGCGUUGGGUUCGUCUCCCAUACCUAG
Messenger RNA from Ilyonectria robusta, 1686 nucleotides. RefSeq lists its product as uncharacterized. NCBI's taxonomy places the organism in Eukaryota, Fungi, Ascomycota, Sordariomycetes, Hypocreales, Nectriaceae. Gene Ontology annotation, biological process: regulation of transcription by RNA polymerase II. The coding region runs from base 1 to 1686 and encodes 561 amino acids. The record is from RefSeq and is a predicted model, not a curated record. The transcript has 7 exons. Gene Ontology annotation, molecular function: DNA-binding transcription factor activity, RNA polymerase II-specific; zinc ion binding.